AUGUGUCGUUUUCUGAUCUUCAAAGGCAAAGAACCAGUGCGUUUGUCGCAUCUUUUGACAAGACCAGCUCACUCCAUCAUCAAACAGUCCUUUGACAGUCGUCUGCGGCUGGACACAAGAAGACCCAUCAACGGGGACGGCUUCGGACUGGCGUACUAUUCGGCAGACGAAGAGCUGGAAGAAGACGGACCAUGUUUGUUCAAGGCAAUCACACCGGCGUGGAACAACCAGAACCUGGACGUUUUGGCGGAAAAAACCAAAUCUGCGCUGGUAUUCGCACACGUUCGUGCAUCUACUUAUGGUGUGCUAUCCGAGACUAACUGCCACCCGUUCACCUACCACCGCAUCACGUUCAUGCACAACGGUGGCAUAUCUAACUUCCGCAAGAUCAAGAGACGGUUUUUGGCGCACCUGGACGACGAAUACUUCAAUUUGAUCCAGGGCAGCACUGAUUCCGAGUGUGCAUUUGCGUUGUUCCUUGACACGCUUCACAAAAUGGGCUGCGACACGGCCGACAAACGCGGUGAUUUUGGCCAUGCCGUGCUGCGCCGGUGCAUGCUGCAAACCAUCGAGUACAUCAAAGACUGGACCCGCGAGGCAAAUGCGUCGGACCCACACGCAGAGCCCUCGAUUCUAAACUUCGCCGUCACAGACGGUGCCAGCGUCGUGGUGUCGCGCUACGUGACGUCCAAGACCGACGAGGCCGCUUCUUUGCACUUCAGCUGCGGGUCACGUUUUGUCGAGACUGCGCCGGGCGAAUACAGAAUGGAGCGUCUGGACCGCAACCAAGACGUCAUCAUGGUCGCCUCGGAGCCCUUGACCUUCGAACGUGGCGACUGGACCACGGUUCCUACCAAUAGCGUGCUCACCAUCAAGAACCAGACUGUUCUGCUGCACCCCAUCGUCGAUGAGUACUUUCAAGACGACCCACUCUACGCUCGUAGCUCGUCGCUGGCAGAAAGAAAGGGUCUUAUGGGCUCAGUGCCAGUGUCGAAGCCACUGGAGCGCAACGUGCCACCGCUGGAGAGAGAGGGUCGUUCCAGACCUCACACUUCUACUGUCGUCGCUGCGUGA
Messenger RNA from Lachancea meyersii CBS 8951, 1074 nucleotides. NCBI's taxonomy places the organism in Eukaryota, Fungi, Ascomycota, Saccharomycetes, Saccharomycetales, Saccharomycetaceae. The record is from the annotation of a GenBank genome assembly.